This is a messenger RNA of Folsomia candida, 1616 nucleotides long. Its product is annotated as zinc finger A20 and AN1 domain-containing stress-associated protein 9. Bases 702 to 1268 code for a protein of 188 amino acids. Lineage: Eukaryota; Metazoa; Arthropoda; Collembola; Entomobryomorpha; Isotomidae. The record is from RefSeq and is a predicted model, not a curated record. Gene Ontology annotation, molecular function: zinc ion binding; DNA binding. The transcript has 4 exons.
AUUCUUUGUUCAACAUCGUCGAAUCUACGUCUUUCUCAAUCUGGGUCUCUCUCUCUUCACUCUUGCACCAUUGAAUCGAUCUGCCUAUUUUACAAAAAUUAUUAUUCCCUCAAGAACCCAACUUAUCGCAAUUAAUUGAUUUCAACAUAUUGACCAGGCAGGAGGCAGGAGAGUCCAGUGACGAGUUAUAAUUUCCAAGUGUUGCUAUUUUAUAGGGAAUUUUUGCACAUCCUAUUAAACAAGACAUAUAGAUAGAUUAAGGGGAAAGAAAUUUCGUUUCUUUGUUAGCUGUACGACGAUAAUAAUUCUGAGCCUGACGUUGUCGUAACUAAUUUUUGUUAGGACACUAAAUAAGAAAUAUGUGUGCCCAGUCUUCGUGACGACCAACCAGCAAUAAUCUACAUUUCUCCACUAUUAAAUUUCGCCACCUUGUAAUAAAAGAUCAAACAUAUAGAAUAGAUAUUCAACAAGACAAUUAAGUAACGAUCAUUUGACAUUUUUUUUAAUUGACAACGUAAUUUUUUAAAUCAAUUAAAAUCAGCAAUUAAUCAGCUGAGGAUUGCAUUUAUAACUCUACAUUCGAUUUUGAACGUCCGUACUACAACUCGAUUUGGUGUGGCCCGACAGACAUUAAACUGAUUGAAUAUCCAAGAAGAAAGGGUAGUGGCGAAGGAGAAGCUGAACAGUACAAUAAUAACAAAAUGAACAAUAUGGAAGGCGAGUCUAACGGGAUGGAGGGGAGUCAGAAUCAACGUCAAUGCCAAGCAGGGUGUGGUUUCUUUGGAAAUGCAGCAACAGACGGACUUUGCUCCGUGUGCUAUAAAGAAGUCGUCAAGAAGAAGCAACAGCCUCCCACUGGCAGCUUGAAAGUCCCGUCCCCUCAGCGAACCACACCCGUCCCCUCCUCCGUUGAGUCUCGCUCAUCCCCCAUCUCAUUCCUACAACAGCCCAAAGCGGAGGGCGAGGGGGCUGUUAAAGAUGACGAAAAACCUUCUACGGCUGCGGCAGCCGCUGUGGCUUCGACUCCAGAGUCAUCGAAUAUGGAGAGCGUCGGCGUAUCUGAUACCAAAAAGAAGUCCAAUCGUUGCAUGUCGUGUCGAAAGAAAGUCGGCCUUACAGGUUUUGAAUGUCGUUGUGGAGGCCUCUUUUGUUCUACUCAUCGCUACAGUGACAAGCACAAUUGCAGUUUUGACUAUCGUCAGCUGGGAGCUGAUGAAAUUCGCAAGAACAAUCCCGUGGUCGUUAGUGAAAAGAUCAACAAAAUCUAGGUUAAAUCUCAUCGUCGUUCGUCAUAUAUUCUUACCUUCUGUAUAAAAACAAACUUUUAGUGCGCUCAUGAGAAAUCAAAUGUCUAUAACCACCAGUAUGUCCAACGGGAGUAUGUCCUCCUGUUUACGUUGUUACGUUCUUACCGUCAUGUAUAUGUUGUAUUAAUCAAAUAUUUCUUACAAAUAUUCCAUACGCGUUAUUUAAGAGAGAUAAUAUUCUGUCGACGUCGUAUGUCGUUGAGUACGUAGAACCCUAUCGUAUCGUAUCAUCACCUCCUCCAUGAAUUCUUGACUAAGGUGACAAGUCUCACGGUAUAUGCAAUAAAUUUUAAACUGUGCUAUACAACA